Molecule: messenger RNA, 1915 nt
Organism: Poecilia latipinna (sailfin molly)
Lineage: Eukaryota; Metazoa; Chordata; Actinopteri; Cyprinodontiformes; Poeciliidae
Product: SH3 and multiple ankyrin repeat domains protein 1-like
Exons: 5
Coding region: 903-1907 (334 amino acids)
Cellular component (GO): postsynaptic membrane; dendritic spine; postsynaptic density
Molecular function (GO): ionotropic glutamate receptor binding; synaptic receptor adaptor activity
Source: RefSeq, a predicted model, not a curated record
GAUGAUUGCAAAAACGUCUGUUUUUUGUACCUCAUAUUUAAGGUGGUACUUAUUUAUCACAGAUGAAAAAGUGUCUUGCAUUGAGGACAGGGGGCCGCACAGAAUCCCUCAGAGGGCUGCAAACGGCCCCCGGGGCCACACUUUGGACAACCCUGCUCUGGGAUUUAUCUAACAUGAUGUAAAUGUGCUGUCUAAAGCAAAAUAGAGACCAGAAAUAAUCUGAAGUAACCCUACCAAACCUCUGAAAAGGAAGUAACAGUUCUCUGCAUGUGUGCAGAGCAGAUGUAACGUCUCUUCCUUUAAAAAUAUAAAAUAAAUAAAUCAUCCACUGUGGCCCCCUCAGAGCCAAAAAGCCACUUCAGAGUGAGUCAGAUUACCGAUCUGUCCCUGAAGGCCUGUGCUUGGCUCGGCGCAGCGCUUCAGGAUCCGCAGAACCGAACGGCUGAAUAACAAACAGCCUCAAUCCUUCACGCAGGAUCGACCAAUCAGAAACCAGAGAUGUCAGAAAUAUCUGCAGAGAAAAACUGAAAAAGUAAACGAGGAAGCCUCUAAUUUGAUGUAAUUACACAAAUUUAUUCAAGUAGCUGUAAUUACAAACCACUUUGCAGCUUUACAUUUUCCAUGCAGAUGUAAAAAUGUCUCAUCACUGAUCUGGAACUGAGACAUGACGGUUUCUUACCUAAACAUUCAGCUUCCUCAUUAUGAGCAAUAAUGAGGAGAUUUUAAAUUGAAAUGGACUUUUGAUGAGCCGUUUUUAAACAUGAAAUUGUGCGGAUGCAAGUCUUUUCGUUGUUGGAACCAAGGAUUUAGCUACUACUGGAGGAAAACCAUCUUUUGAGCUGAUUUUUGACUAGAAAAACAGUCUGACGGUUCAUUCUCCACAGUGCAGGAGGGGAUUCUGUAUGUCUGGGACCUUGAAGUGUCUCUCUGGGAAUGAUGGUGUUGCCACUGGAACCGCCAUCUUUGUCACCAUGACGAUGCCAUUCAGCCCCCUGUCCAGUGACGAGGAGCAACAAAGGAUGCUGGGAAACAGCAGACAUCUCUAUCCUGGGGCAGAAGACGAAGAGGAGGAGGAGGAAGAGGAGGAAGAGGAGAUGGAAGAGGACGAGCGCGACGAGGACGGGGAGGAAGAGGAGAACGGCGAGCUGGAAGGAGACGAAGACGAUGAUGACGAGGAGAUGGUGGAGGAGGUCAGGCGAGGAGGCAUGCCUCGGAUCGGGAGAGGCGAGGGUCACAGACAGUCGGGCAAACCGGCGGGACGACCCGGCGGGGAUCGACAGAUGAGGCCAGGAAACCCGGGACACGCCGCCAACCCGUACUCGGCCAAUCCCGGACCCACGCACCAAGCAGCAGCCAAUCAGCAGCAGAGGAGGCUGAAGGAGCGCACUGCCAACUCAGUGCCAUCUGAAGACGCCCACAUCGCCAUGAUGGUGUUUCGCAUCGGCAUCCCAGACAUAAAGCAAACGAAAUGUCUGCGGUUCAACCCGGACGCCACUGUGUGGAAGGCCAAGCAGCAGGUGCUUUGCUCUCUGACCGAAUCGCUGCGAGACGUGCUGAACUACGGCCUCUUCCAGCCCGCCACCGACGGACACGACGCCAAGUUCCUGGAGGAGGAGAGGCCGCUCAGAGAGUACCCACAAUCCUUUGAGAAAGGGGUGCCAUAUUUGGAGUUCCGGUAUAAAACCAGGGUUUACAAACAGACCAAUCUGGAUGAGAAGCAACUGGCCAAGCUGCACACCAAGGCCAGUCUGAAGAAAUUCAUGGAUUACAUCCAAACCAGUGCUGUGGACAAGAUGGCCAAGUUCAUAGACAAGGGCCUGGAUCCAAACUACCAGGAUCCUGACACUGGUGGUGAGGAGAGCUGCACAGCAGAUGUUUAUGUUUUCUAUCAGCUACACUGGAUGUAGCAGCCGAU